This is a messenger RNA of Gossypium raimondii (Peruvian cotton), 959 nucleotides long. RefSeq lists its product as uncharacterized. The transcript has 2 exons. The record is from RefSeq and is a predicted model, not a curated record. NCBI's taxonomy places the organism in Eukaryota, Viridiplantae, Streptophyta, Magnoliopsida, Malvales, Malvaceae. The coding region runs from base 570 to 914 and encodes 114 amino acids.
CCUCUUUUCAAUUCACUUACUACUGUUUACAGCUGUCAGAGCUUCGACCGAAAACCACCAAAACACUCCUCUCCACCAUCUCUCUUCAAAUAGUCGGUUAUUUUUCCAAGAAUUUGACCCAAAUUUGAUGAAACAAAAGGCCAAAGCUUCGAUCUUUUUCUUUCUUCGAUCUUCCUUUUACACCGUCAGGUCAACAUCGGUCUACGUAUGUGGUACAUCGUGUCGUGGUUCGUCUUACCACCAUUGGGAUUGUCAAACAGAGAUCUAGAGUUACAAACCCGAACUCGAACAAAUAAGUCAUUUGACUUCCUUUCUAUUUUGGGUUAUUUGGUUUCGGUUACUGCUUUCGGUUAUUUGGUUUUGCUAGGUUUGGGAUGUUGAGUGGAGGUGAUGAGUGGGGCAAUGAUGGUGGUGCCCGAAUGGUGAGGUGAUGCAGGGUACUACUACAGUGGUACUGAGAUGGUUGAUUUUUAGAGGCUCAGUUUCGGUUGAGGGAGGGAGAGAAUGAUUAUCGGUGAUGGAGGGCCAUUGGUGAUCCCCGAGAGAGGGGCCAGAGGUGAUGGAGAAAAAUGGAGAAAGGCCGAGAGUCGGUGAUUGUAGGUAGGGAUGAUGGGUAUGUUGGGAGUGGUGAGGCAGUGGGGGUGAUGGGCAGUCGCGGUGGUGGUCCAGGGAAAUGUUUGUGGCGAUUGGAAGAUCCCCCUUAUACCUCUCUCUUUUUAGGUAGAAAUGGAGGGACAAGGGCCAUCAUGAUCCUAGGCCGGCCACCGAAAAUAGCUGAGGGUGGGGGUGCGAAGUACGACUGGCUGCUGCUAGGGGACAGUCUGACGCUCCAGAAGGACUGGAUUGUAGAGGACGCAAAGCUCUUAAGGCUAAAACGUAGUUUUAGAAAAAUUAAGGGGCCAAAAUGUAAAUAGUAUUCUUGUAUAUUUUUUCUAAUUUUCCUUUUCUUUUUUUUAUUA